AUGCCUGCCUUACCUGCGAGAGCCACCAAGUUGAAGUUCUACAACCUGGCAACCCGUCCCGAGGCGUUCUUUGUCCGGGAGGGAGACGAGCUCGACUACAACUCGAGCCUCGUCUCCAAGCCUGGGACGCAGCCCGUCCUUAUCAGCGGGACGUGGCCCUUGGUGGCGAAUCGGGUGCGCGUGAAGCGUGAUGCGGAGGGGAGGGCGAUGCGGCAAGCGCCGGAGGCGUGGCUUUGGGAGUGGCACAACCCCAACCAGCAGGGGGAGGACGGCGGGGAGCAGUGGGUAGAGUUGGGUUAUUUCUCAGGCCCAAAAGACCUGGAGAAGAAGUUGUUGGAUUUUUUUGCGCGCGAUUUUGGGCACGACGUCACCGGACCCAGGGGCGCUUUGCAGGACGGUCGCGGCUCGUGGGAGCGCUUUGUCUUCCGCCGCCCAGGGGAGCUGCCAAAGUCGGUGGCUGCAGUCCGCGAGGAGUAUUGGCGGGCGAAGAAGGAGGAGCAGGAGCAGCGAGAACAGCAACAACAACACCAGCAACAGCAACAGCCACAACACCAGCAACAACAAUGA
Molecule: messenger RNA, 567 nt
Organism: Fonsecaea multimorphosa CBS 102226
Lineage: Eukaryota; Fungi; Ascomycota; Eurotiomycetes; Chaetothyriales; Herpotrichiellaceae
Exons: 2
Coding region: 1-567 (188 amino acids)
Source: RefSeq, a predicted model, not a curated record